GCCGGACGCCCAGGGAAGGCAGCUCUACAGGAGCGCUUUUGCGUUUCCUCUUCCUCCUCUAGUCAAUUCUCGGUUUCACUUCCGGUCCCCCCACUUCCGGUCCAUCCCGUUUGUCCUUCCGACGGAAACGUCGGCGGUGCGGUCGGAUCGAGUGUUUCAGUUCCCGACUGGGUCGGCCUCGCCCGAGUUAGUGAAGCUCCAGGGGCUGGGGCCGCGGGGCCCGAGGGCAGCACCCUCGCUGCCGCCAUGGCCCGAAAUGCGGAAAAGGCCAUGACGGCCUUGGCAAGAUUUCGCCAAGCUCAGCUGGAAGAGGGAAAAGUGAAGGAAAGAAGACCCUUCCUUGCCUCAGAGUGUACUGAACUGCCCAAAGCUGAGAAGUGGAGGCGACAAAUCAUUGGAGAGAUCUCUAAAAAAGUGGCUCAAAUUCAGAAUGCUGGUUUAGGUGAAUUCCGAAUUCGGGACCUGAAUGAUGAAAUUAACAAGCUGCUAAGGGAGAAAGGACACUGGGAAGUCAGAAUAAAGGAGCUGGGUGGUCCUGACUAUGGAAAAGUUGGCCCUAAAAUGCUGGAUCAUGAAGGGAAAGAAGUUCCCGGGAAUCGAGGGUACAAGUACUUUGGAGCGGCCAAAGAUUUGCCCGGUGUUAGAGAGCUGUUUGAAAAAGAACCCCUCCCUCCUCCAAGAAAGACGCGUGCGGAGCUCAUGAAAGCAAUUGAUUUUGAAUACUACGGUUACCUCGAUGAAGAUGAUGGUGUCAUUGUGCCUUUGGAACAGGAAUAUGAAAAGAAAUUCAGGGCCGGAUUGGUGGAAAAGUGGAAAGCAGAGAGAGAGGCUCGGCUGGCAAGAGGAGAAAAGGAGGAGGAGGAGGAAGAGGAGGAAGAGAUCAACAUCUAUGCUGUCGCCGAGGAGGAGUCUGAUGAGGAAGGCAGCCAGGAGAAAGGAGGCGACGAUGGGCAGCAAAAGUUCAUCGCCCACGUCCCGGUGCCGUCACAGCAAGAGAUCGAGGAGGCGCUCGUGCGAAGGAAGAAGAUGGAACUCCUCCAGAAAUACGCUAGUGAGACCCUUCAGGCCCAGAGCGAGGAGGCCAAGAGACUUCUGGGGUAUUAGGGCCGAGCUGGGACCUGCACGGGGUCUGGAAAUCUGCCGGGUGACCGUCACCCACCGCCGGCCUUUGUCCUGGGACUGCCGAUGGGCAGGCUGGUGCCGUGAGUACUGGGACCCCUUCUCCCAUCUUCCCUGACACCCAGCCCCAGCCUUCCCCAGCAGGCUGUGCGUGUCAGCUGUCAUGUUUGUAUGCAUUGGCUAUCAUAGGAAGCCACUUAAAAUUUUCACCCCGAGUAUGCCAGCUGGCUGCCUGCGUUUUAUUUAGCUUUCUGCUGGUGACCGCCGGGGAUGGGGGUCAGGUUAUGACUACCAUUAAAAAGCUGCAGUUUUUCCUAAAAAGACCUACUGCUUCCUCCUCUUGAGAAAUGAGAACAUGUGUCAGCUUGGCCCACAGUCCCAUAGGUGAGGCACCAGCCAGGCCUCAUCCUUUUGAGGGGAGACCGCUUACAGUUCUCCAGGGCCUGCUUGUGGCUCGCUCCGCUUGCCUCAUCCCCUCCUGCCCAGGCAGCUGGAAUUUCAGUUUGUUACUUCUGUUUCAUGACUGAUUCUGAAGAGAGCUAUUUUUAUUAAAGAUUUUUAUAUCAAAGGGCAA
Molecule: messenger RNA, 1693 nt
Organism: Suricata suricatta (meerkat)
Lineage: Eukaryota; Metazoa; Chordata; Mammalia; Carnivora; Herpestidae
Gene: ISY1
Product: ISY1 splicing factor homolog
Exons: 11
Coding region: 247-1104 (285 amino acids)
Biological process (GO): mRNA 3'-splice site recognition; generation of catalytic spliceosome for second transesterification step
Cellular component (GO): Prp19 complex; catalytic step 2 spliceosome; post-mRNA release spliceosomal complex
Source: RefSeq, a predicted model, not a curated record